Punica granatum (pomegranate) is the source of this 570-nucleotide messenger RNA. Lineage: Eukaryota; Viridiplantae; Streptophyta; Magnoliopsida; Myrtales; Lythraceae. The record is from RefSeq and is a predicted model, not a curated record.
AUGGAUGAUAAUGAUGAUGAUGGUGAUGGGGACUUUGAUGUUGAGACUCAUGGUAUAAGGGAUGACAUUGAUGAUGAUGCUAUGGAAGCAAGGAAAGUAGGGGAUGGUGACGAGGAUGACACUGAUGAUGAUGUUUGGGAAGUAGAGGAUGGUGAAGAGGCGGAGACUGAGAGUGAUGACUUUGAUAUAAGCGGGUAUGAAGGUGUUAGUAAUGAAGACAACGAUGAGCUGAUACAAGUUAGAGAGAAAAUGAAAGCAUUUAAAAUGCAAACCGAUGAAAGGACGAAGAGACAUGUAAGGAAAAGGAAGAAGGAACAAGCAAGGCAAUCCAAUGAUGCAGGUGAUGGGUUCAAGGAAAUUGUGAAGAGUUAUGCCAUUGUCAAUGGAUUUGAGUUAUGGUGGAAGAGGAGUUAUAAGAUCAAUACUGAGGAUCUGUGCAAAGAACAUGACUGUUCAUGGAGAAUUUAUGGUAACUGGACUCGUAAAAAAGAAGGAUUUGCUGUGAAGAUAUUUACUAAUGAGCACACGUGUUCCAGGGUUGCAAGGGAUAAGAAGGCAACAUAUGAAUGA